AUGUCUAUGUCAGUGGAAGAUUGUGCAGCUGUCAGACAGCCGAACCCCGUUCCCGACACACCCACGAAUGUUUUUGAUCAAUUGAGCAUGAAAGGAAAGGUGGUUGCAAUCACUGGUGCAUCAGAUGGUAUUGGUUUAUCAGUCGCUGAAGCAAUUGCCGAAGCUGGUGGUGAUUUAGCUCUUCUGUACAACACCAACACCAAUGCAAUUCAACAUGCUGAUCGAUUAGCAAAUUUGCACAAAAUCCGCGCUAAAGCAUUUCAAUGUGAAAUCUCAAAUGGAAAAUCUGUUCAAGAAACGAUUACCAGCAUUGUGGAUACAUUUGGCAAAUUGGAUGUCUUCAUUGCCAAUGCUGGAAUGUCGAUUUCUAAGCCAGUCUUAGAACAAACAGAAGAAGAGUUCCGUCGUCAAAUGGAUGUGAAUGUAGGAGGUGCUUUCUUCUGUGCAAAGUAUGCUGGUGAAGUGUUCAAACGUCAAGGUAAAGGAAACCUAAUCUUGACAAGUUCAAUCUCUGCUCAUAUAGUCAAUGUGCCGGUCGAUCAACCCGUUUAUAAUGCUACAAAAGCAGCUGUUUCGCAAUUUGGCAAAUCGUUGGCAAGAGAAUGGCGUGAAUUUGCAAGAGUGAAUAUUGUCUCGCCAGGAUUCUUUGAUACCAAGCUUGGUGCUUCUCCAAGAUGCAUCAAUGAAGCUUAUCGAAUGGCAGUCUUGGGACGUCAAGGUCAUGUUAAGGAGAUCAAAGCUUUAUAUCUCUAUCUUGCUUCUGAUGCCUCUAGCUAUCAAACCGGCAGUGAUACUCUCAUUGAUGGUGGAUACACUUUGCCUUAA
Molecule: messenger RNA, 825 nt
Organism: Meira miltonrushii
Lineage: Eukaryota; Fungi; Basidiomycota; Exobasidiomycetes; Exobasidiales; Brachybasidiaceae
Product: putative NADP-dependent mannitol dehydrogenase
Exons: 1
Coding region: 1-825 (274 amino acids)
Cellular component (GO): intracellular anatomical structure
Molecular function (GO): oxidoreductase activity, acting on NAD(P)H, oxygen as acceptor
Source: RefSeq, a predicted model, not a curated record